Molecule: messenger RNA, 1395 nt
Organism: Dalotia coriaria
Lineage: Eukaryota; Metazoa; Arthropoda; Insecta; Coleoptera; Staphylinidae
Product: peptidyl-prolyl cis-trans isomerase D-like
Biological process (GO): protein peptidyl-prolyl isomerization
Cellular component (GO): intracellular membrane-bounded organelle
Molecular function (GO): peptidyl-prolyl cis-trans isomerase activity; protein binding
Source: RefSeq, a predicted model, not a curated record
UUUCCUCUCCAGAAAGUCCGCGUCCGAUGCGCAGGCACCGUCGAAAAGCGAAUGCCUUUCAGUUACGCCACGAUGUCGUAAACGCGCCGUGUGUGCAUUGAUAAGCGACAAAUAAGAUAAUUGGCCAAUAGGCGGAAGGUUGGGUGGUGCGGCGAAAUAAAAAAUGCAUCGCGAGCGCGAGGAGAUAGCGGCGUAACGCCCGGGCGCAGUGCACUUUCACCAGCCGUCGGAAGCGAUAUCGAUAUCAACGGUGAUCGACCGCUCUGUGAGACACAAUACAAAAUCACGUACACACUCAGCAGCAUGAGCGACGACGAGUGCAACGCGUACGUGUUCUUCGACAUUCAGAUUGGAGACGAAAAAGCUGGUCGAAUAAUAAUCGAACUGUAUAAAAACACCGUCCCGAAAACCGUGGAGAACUUCCGGCAGUUUUGCACCGGUGAAGCCGGCACAGACAAAAAUGACAUCCCUCUGACUUACAAAGGCACAAAAUUCCACCGAGUGUUUUCGCAAUUCAUGAUCCAAGGAGGAAAUGUAGUUCCAAAGUCAAAAUCGAGAAUUGAAGGUGUCAGCAUCUACGGCGGCGCAUUCGAAGAUGAAAACUUCAAAAUUACACAUGACCAACCAGGAAGAGUGGGGAUGGCGAAUAAUGGUCCCAACACAAACUACUCCCACUCUACAUCACUGAUUGCCGAAUGUCCACAUCUAGACACCCGCAACGUAGUAUUUGGACAAGUAAUCAAAGGCCUUGGAGUAGUGCGUGAAAUCGCCGAAGUAUCACGUGACGAUGACGGCAACCCACUUCUCCCAUGCACGAUCCUCGCAUGCGGAGAAAUCACCGACGGUGUCUUUGGAAUCGAAGAAAACGACUGCACCAGCGACCAUUACCCACCCUACCCAGAAGACUGCACAUUUCCCACCUCAAACCUCGAAGGCGUAGUUUACGACAUCAAAGAAUCCGGUAACUAUUUCUUCAACAAGCAGGAUUACACAGAAUCCGGCCGGAAGUACCGCAAAGUCAUCCGGUACAUCGACUACGUAAUUGCGCACUGCCCGAAUCACGAGCGCAAUGUUCUCUAUAAAAUGAAAACACAUUCACUGUCAAAUUUAGCAGCAGUAAUGCUCAAAAAAGGUGAAUACGCUGAAGUAGUGCGGAUAUGCAGCGAGAUACUCGAGUAUAACGAAAACAACGCAAAGGCAGCGUAUAGACGUGGUGUGACGCAUCUUAAACUCAAAGAAUAUGACUUUGCUAUCAAAGAUUUCGAGAAGGCGUUGACGCUGACACCGAACGAGAACCGAAUCGAACAAUUGUGCGCGACUGCGCGCAAACACCGCUUGAAAUACAUCCAACACGAGCGCGACAUCUACAGUAAAAUGUUUCAGAAGACCAACUGA